Molecule: messenger RNA, 378 nt
Organism: Letharia lupina
Lineage: Eukaryota; Fungi; Ascomycota; Lecanoromycetes; Lecanorales; Parmeliaceae
Exons: 3
Coding region: 1-378 (125 amino acids)
Biological process (GO): tetrahydrobiopterin biosynthetic process
Molecular function (GO): 4-alpha-hydroxytetrahydrobiopterin dehydratase activity
Source: RefSeq, a predicted model, not a curated record
AUGGCAGGUAUAGUGCAGCCUAGAUUUUCAGAAGGCGAGGAUGGGAACCGGCUGAUGGCAGAGACCGCUGCCCUUCUUGAAUCUAAGUGGGCGCUGGACGAGACUCAGCAGGGUCUUGAAAAGACCUUCAACUUCCCCACUUAUGCCAAAGCCUUGGACUUCAUACUUCUCAUCGGGGUAGGUACCAAACUGUACAAUCACCACCCUGACCUUAGGAAUAGCUACAAAUCCGUGUUCUAUCACUGGACGACACAUAAGCCCCGAGGUCUCUCCUCAAAAGACAUUCACAUGGCACAGUUGUGUGAUGAUAAGGCAAAUCUCCUAGGACAUUCGACUGGGAGCGAGACCUUACAGAAGAGUCCGACUUCGGUUGCGUAA